Centropristis striata (black sea bass) is the source of this 2670-nucleotide messenger RNA. It is a transcript of the gene nkd1, whose product is annotated as NKD inhibitor of WNT signaling pathway 1. The record is from RefSeq and is a predicted model, not a curated record. Bases 154 to 1497 code for a protein of 447 amino acids. NCBI's taxonomy places the organism in Eukaryota, Metazoa, Chordata, Actinopteri, Perciformes, Serranidae. Gene Ontology annotation, molecular function: calcium ion binding. Gene Ontology annotation, biological process: negative regulation of Wnt signaling pathway. The transcript is spliced from 10 exons. Gene Ontology annotation, cellular component: cytoplasm.
UCGCUUGGCUCUCCAGUCAUACGGUCCUGUACUGAGCGCAGUCUGCUCUCGGUCUCUACGGACGCUCCUCUGUCUGGAUAUCGUUGCCGCUUUCCCUUUUUCCUCUGGAUUAUAUUCUUCUGAUGGUUUUUAACUCCAACUCGAUGAAUAGAAAUGGGUAAAUUGCACUCGAAACAUGCCGCAAUUUGUAAACCGAGGGAGAGUCCAGAAGGCGACAGUUUUGUAGUCAAUGCCUGUUUGGCGAGGAAGGGAAUCGAUGACUGGCUCGUGAAGCAGAAAUACUACUGCACGAGCUCUCGCCUCGAGCAACAGGACUGUCACCACAAGAACAACUGCGGUUUGACUACACGGGACUCCAUGGAUGAAGCAUGUGCAGAGAGGAUUGGAGAUGAACACUACCGUUUAGAAGUGGCUUUACCCCCAGAGAAGACAGACAGCUGCUGUGUGGAGGAGAAGAUGCAGGAGAGGGACAGCCAAUCUCCCGCAGGGCCACAGAAACAGCUCCAGUUUGAAGAGUUGGAGUGUGCUGUGUCUGUGGAGGAGGAUAACCGGCAGGAGUGGACCUUCACCCUCUACGACUUUGACAACAAUGGCAAAGUCACCAGAGAGGAUAUCACUAGCCUGCUCCACACCAUCUACGAGGUCGUGGACGCCUCCGUCAACCAUUCUCCCAGCAGCAGCAAGACAUUGCGGGUCAAGCUGUCGGUAGCUCCCGACUCCAGCCAGCGGUGGAGGAGUUGUACGCAGGGUGCGGCAGACAUGUCCCACCCCAGAGAGAAAAAUGACAAGUGCAUAGAAGACCCCAAGAGUGCAGACAAGAAGACUCGAGCCCUCCUAAGGCGCCACCACAGUGACCACCACACCCAGCCGGGCUGCCAGCGCCACUGUGUGGAUGAGAACCUGGAACGCAGGAACCACUACUUGGACCUGGCAGGCAUCGAAAACUACACAUCCCGCUUCGGAGCCGCCCCCACCACAGAGCCGACAAAGGCAGAGCCUCAGACCCGCUCAUCCAACCAGACUCGUUCUCGCUCCCAUGAACCAGAAAAUGGCCACUCCCAUUCCCACCACCGGCGCUUGCAGACUGUUGUGGACACUGUUGCUCUGGACAGCCUCCACCCCACCCGUACGCGAGGCCAGGACUCAGGGAAACAUGCCCUCCGUUCUCCUAAGACUCACAGCCGCACACCUCCUGCGCAGAUAAGCAGCAGGGUGAUGAGAAGCCGAGGUGCGCCUCCUCCACAGGCGCUCCCCAGCCAGACGCCUCCUCACCAAUCCACAGCCCCUUACCGCAAACACAAGCAGCGGUCUAAGGAAAGCCAGGGCUACAGGGCCUUAGGCGCUUUGGCUCCGGGACCAGUGGUGGAGAAGGAGCAGGUGAGGGACCUGCCCAGUGUGCUGCUGUAUGAGGGGGGGCUGGCACAAGUGGUGCAACGGCAUGAGCAUCACCACCACCAUGAACACCAUCACCACUACCACCACUUCUACCAGUCCUGAAUUUCCACCUUGCCUGGGACAGCUCAGCACUCCUGCAGGCCCACAAAACCCAACCAGGCCAGAAGACGCCGACUGCAGUGAGCUUCCUCUUGAACCGCGAGGCUACCCUACAUUGUGCAGUACUGCGGUGCCUUUGUAGUAGACACAGGACAUGGGUAGGAGAGGAGGAUCAUAGAGGAGGGGUGUCCCAGUGUUGACAGGUUAUCAAUCAGUGUUAUAAAUGGGUUGGUCAGACGUACAAAAGCUUGGGUAAGCAGCAGGACAGUGAUUUAGGGCCUGAGUAGGGCCAGGACUGAGGAUCACGGCUGGGGCUAAAGAGGAGGCACAGAGGGACAUUUUCAUAAACGACCCUGAAGUUCCUCUUGCCCCCCUCCGACCCUGUAAUCCUCUACCUGAUGUACUCUAAGGCUCCAAACCAGCACCACAACCCUUCCAGACCACUAAGCCAAAAGGUUUUUAAGGAAAAGGAGGGACAAGAGGAAGAAAGACUGUGAUGUAAAGAUGAAAAUAUAUGAAGGAAUAUAGGUGAUAGGAGAGCAGGCAGUGUGUGUGUGUGUGUGUGUGUGUGUGUGUGUGUGUGUAAGUAAAGCAGCGUGUGAAUGUGUGGGCGUAGCAAGAGCGUGUGUGUAUGUGAGUGUCACGACACUGGUGUCUGUUGAAAACCACUUGAAGUGCACUCAUGGGUGCGUGAGUAUUUAAAGCAGGCUGUCAGGCAGGUUUUUGAAGAUGAAAAUGAAGAUUCAGAUUCAAGCAUGCAAUACCCCGUCAGCAAAAAUAGGAAGGAAAAUGUUGAAAUGUCAUAAAGUGUAAAAAGAAAAGAAAAAAGAACAGAGAGCCCAAUCCGCUGCUACCUCUAAUUUUAUCCUAAUUGUUGUUGUCAUGGUGACUUUGACUAAGCAUUCAGAGGUUAUUUUCAAAUUACUUCAACACUUUUUUGAAACAAGAGAAAUUGUGUGAUAAUCUGCAGUACUGAAGUGUCAUGAAAUUCCUCACUUUUAUUAACUAACAUUGACUGUACAUAAGGUAUAUAUUGUUAUCAAUUUUAUAAGCUUUAUUGAUAAUGUGAUAUCUUUGUAUUCACUAUCUGAGGCUUUUAUGUUUGUUUUCCUUCACAACCGCAUUUUGUAAGACCACUAGGAGCCUCAUUUCGACUAAAAAAAUGUACAAAAGUCA